AUGGAGGCUAACGAAAAGUCAAACUCCUCCCUCACGGUAAAACAGAGAAAUUGCGCUCAAAGAAACUCGCUUCUGAGACAAACAAAUCAGAGGAUAAGUGCUUCUAUACAAAAUGAACACAACCUGUUUGCAAAGAGCAUGGAGUUCGAAGCUAAAAAACUGCGGCAAAAGUUGACUGUUCUAAUUCCCUGUAGGACAAAGACAAAUUCAACGAACAAUGUGAGAUCACCCACGAAAGAAGAAGAAACUUCGGAAGAUAAGUUGAAGUUACCAGUAAUCAGAAACGAGGUCAAAUCUGCGCCAUGUUCUCCGAGCCAGGACAGAAGAAGAUCUACUUUUUCUUGGGACAACUUGAAUGUCUCGCCUACUGGUAAAGACGUACUUCGAAGAGGUUCUUUCAAUGACAUUGCAUUUGAAUCGCAAAGAAGCUCCCCGAUUCCAAGGCGCAAAACAAGUAGGUCGUUUUCUUCCCGAGGGGAACUUUGUCCCCAAUUCUUAACACCCGCCCAGGUUUCGCCGAGUUCGGAACAUGGAAACCCGUCAAAAGUGUCACCACUAAUGCCAAGGAACCUUAAACUAAGGGAACAAGCUCGGCGUGAUAGUCUUCUCAAAUUAUUUCCUAAUGAGGGCGAUAAACCCCAAAGCCCAACUUUGGAAGAUCAAUUUAAAACUCUCGGAUCUUGCCGAUACCUCCGACGUGACACAGAAGGCGAUUUGAAGAUAUUGGUUAAGGAGACCCCCGACUGA
Molecule: messenger RNA, 747 nt
Organism: Porites evermanni
Lineage: Eukaryota; Metazoa; Cnidaria; Anthozoa; Scleractinia; Poritidae
Source: the annotation of a GenBank genome assembly